AUGUCUUCAGAGAGUGAAAACACUGAUAGUACUAGUGAUGAUGAAAUUGUGUUACAUAAGCCAGUUUUUUUAAAAAAGAAAAGAUUAAACAUUAAAAGUAACGAGCCCAAUGUUACUCAUCCUGAUAAUAUUACCAUUGAAGAAAAAAUAUCAGAGGCUCACAAGCAUAUGGAAAAACAAAAAAUACUGGCCAAUACUAAUAAUGUUCCGAAAAUAGUUCAUUUAUUGAUCCAACUGGAAGAAAAAGAAGAAUCAGAUUUAAAAAAAGAUGAACAUUGUUUAUGGCUGGAAAGAAAAGCCAAGAGAUGGGGGAUAAAGAAGCAGCAAUUAAUCAAAGAGCAAAUGGAAAUAGAAUCUAAGGAGGAGAAUAGAUUGAAAAAUUCCUAUUAUUACAAUAAAGACGAUUUUAUGAUAGGACAUGAAUUAUAA
This is a messenger RNA of Saccharomycodes ludwigii, 429 nucleotides long. It is a transcript of the gene SPP381, whose product is annotated as U4/U6-U5 snRNP complex subunit SPP381. NCBI's taxonomy places the organism in Eukaryota, Fungi, Ascomycota, Saccharomycetes, Saccharomycodales, Saccharomycodaceae. The record is from RefSeq and is a predicted model, not a curated record. The coding region runs from base 1 to 429 and encodes 142 amino acids. The transcript has a single exon.